AUGUCUGAAGAAAGUCUUACAGAGACCAACGGGUUUUCCAAAGGUCCUCUAGAGGUCUACAAUAUGAAGAAUGGAAGAAGAGGCCGCGCUCUCAUCUUUAACUACGAGCAGUUUGAUCCUGACCUGCAGAUGAAUCCAAGGUUUGGAAGUGAGACUGACUGUAAGAACUUGGAGAAAAGUCUGAAACAUCUUGGCUUUGAAGUGAAGGUCUUCAGAAAUUUAAAUAAACAUGAAGUUAAUUCUGAACUUGAUAAAGAUUAUGAUGAAGAUUAUGAAGAUGAUAAUGUUUAUGCAUAUGAUGGAAAACUCCCCAUUAAAACCAUCACAGAUAAGUUCAAAGGAACCGAGUGCAAAAGUCUUGUCAAAAAACCCAAAAUCUUCAUAUGGCAGGUUUGCUCUGAAAAUGAGGAAGAAGAAGCUCAUGAUGCCAUUAAGAAAAAGAACAACUUGGCAGGUGCUGGAGCUGUAAAAACACUUCCUGCUGCAGCUGAUUUCAUCAUGUGUUAUGCUGUGGCUAAAGGCAGCUUUUCCCAUCGGCACACUAAAAAAGGCUGCUGGUACAUCCAGGAUCUGUGUAAAAUGCUUGAGAGGUACGGUGAUUCACUUGAAUUCACAGAAUUACUGACCCUUGUCAACAGAGAAGUGGCUACGAGGGACAGCGGUGACAACAGCAUUAAAGGAAAGCAAAUACCGUGCUUUGCUUCAAUGCUCACCAAGGAAUUGUACUUCCACCCAAAACAGUAA
Molecule: messenger RNA, 744 nt
Organism: Betta splendens (Siamese fighting fish)
Lineage: Eukaryota; Metazoa; Chordata; Actinopteri; Anabantiformes; Osphronemidae
Product: caspase-6-like
Exons: 6
Coding region: 1-744 (247 amino acids)
Biological process (GO): proteolysis
Molecular function (GO): cysteine-type endopeptidase activity
Source: RefSeq, a predicted model, not a curated record